AUGCUGGGAGUCGGGGUCUCGGCAGAUCGGAAAGGAGACCUGUACAAGGACCUGGCGUUUCCGGCUAGUGACGAUUCUCUGUUUUUCAACUGUUCUACUCCGUUGGCUCAGUUCAAAGGAGAAAUUUAUUGGCUGAGACCCCAGGAGAUCUGCUCUUCACCUCGGUUAUUUUCAGACAAUCAACACGAAUGGCAGGUCAAGCAAGGCAUGCUGGGGGAUUGCUGGUUUCUCUGUGCCUGCGCCGCUUUGCAGAAAAAUAAAUACCUGCUAACCAAGGUUAUCCCUCCAGGUCAGCCCAGCUGGAAGGAUGAGAAAUACCGAGGAUGUUUCACCUGUCGCAUCUGGCAGUUUGGCCACUGGGUGGAGGUGACCAUCGAUGACCGGCUGCCUUGUCUUGGGGGCAAGCUCUGUUUCUCCCAGUGCCAGACGGAAGGCGUCUUUUGGCUCCCUUUGCUGGAGAAAGCUUACGCCAAGGUUCAUGGAUCUUACGAGCAGCUCUGGGCAGGCCAGGUUGCCGAUGCCUUAGUUGACCUGACCGGAGGCCUUGCAGAACGCUGGUCGCUCAAAGACCUGAGCCAAAACCCGGAACGCGAGCGGGCCGGCAAAGUCCUGGAGAAAACCGUGUUCAGACGGUUGAUGGACCUGAAGGAGAAAAGUGUCAUGAGCUGUUCCGUCUUCAGCUCACGGCAAGGAACCAGCCAGCUGGGGGAAUUCCACGCCUUCAUUGUGGUCGACAUGCAGGAUCUUUCCAAGGUGUCCAGGAAAGAGACAAUCCUGCUGCGGAUCCGGAAUCCCUGGGGGAGGCGCUGUUGGAAGGGACCCUGGAGGGAAGGAGGUCCAGGGUGGAGUCAGCUAGAUCCGGUGGUGGGCGCUGAACUUUUAUCCCAGCUACAGGAAGGAGAUUUUUGGGCUGAAGAAGAGGAAUUUUUCACUGAAUUUGAUGAGGUCAUCACCGGGUACCCAGUCACGGAAGAAGGACAGCUUCAGAGCCUUUAUACUGACAAAGUGCUCAGCCACACGCAGAAGCUGUACGGAUCCUGGGUGCGAGGGCAGUCGGCCGGGGGUUGCCGUAACAACAGCACCUUCCCCACGAACCCCAAAUUCUGGCUGAGAGUCUGUGAGCAGAGCGAGGUCUGCAUCGCCCUCCUGCAGAAGCCCCGGAAGCACAGCGCAGAUUGGGCCGGCAGGAUUCGUGCCUGGCCUCGCCUCCCGGAAGCGGAUCCCUCCUUGGUGGAUAACGUCCGAGGGAAGAAUUACCACGCCUUGGGCUUGCACAUCUGGAAGAUUGAGAAGAAGCAGUUCAACCUUCCCAAGACCCUCUCGGCUCCCCCAGUUGUGAGCACGGCCUGUCAUUCCUUCAACCGAGAGGUACACCUCCGUUGUGACCUGUCUCCUGGAUACUACCUGGUGGUUCCCAGCACUUUCCUGAAUAACACGGAAGGGAACUUCCUGCUCCGGGUCUUCUCCAGUGGAAGAAUUUCUCUCAGUGAGAUCAAGCUGUCUGUGCUGGACAACACCAUCCACGAAGAAUUCCCGGGAGGCGAGUGGGAGACGGCGCAGCUGGAGGGAUCGUGGAAAAAAGGCCACAGCGCCGGAGGCAGCCGGAACUUCCCUUCCUUCCAUACCAAUCCCUGCUUCCCGUUGUCGGUUCCUGCCGGGUUGGGACAAAGAAGCAUCAAGGUCUCUCUCCAUCAGCACUGCCCGGAUAACAAGUGCCGUCCAAUUGGGUUUCAUAUCUUCCAGGUUCCCAGUGACAACAACCGGGUGAAAAUGCCUUCCACAGCUUUCCUGCAAUUGGAGCCAGUAGUUAGUUGCGUGCCUCAUUGCUACUCUCAGGAAAUAAGUCAGACCUGCCGGCUGCCUUCAGGAAAUUACGCCAUUGUCCCCUCCACGUACUUGCCUGACACGGAGGGCAGCUUCACGGUGAUUGUAGCACGGAAGAUAGACAGGAAGAGCAUUUGGAGCAAGGAGACUUUGGGGCAAAGACUGCAAGAGGUGUCUUUCAAGGCUGUGAUGAAAAUGUAA
Messenger RNA from Protobothrops mucrosquamatus (brown spotted pit viper), 2025 nucleotides. RefSeq names its product calpain 10 (gene CAPN10). NCBI's taxonomy places the organism in Eukaryota, Metazoa, Chordata, Lepidosauria, Squamata, Viperidae. The record is from RefSeq and is a predicted model, not a curated record. Gene Ontology annotation, molecular function: calcium-dependent cysteine-type endopeptidase activity. Gene Ontology annotation, cellular component: cytoplasm. The transcript is spliced from 12 exons. The coding region runs from base 1 to 2025 and encodes 674 amino acids. Gene Ontology annotation, biological process: proteolysis.